Molecule: messenger RNA, 1053 nt
Organism: Anisakis simplex (herring worm)
Lineage: Eukaryota; Metazoa; Nematoda; Chromadorea; Rhabditida; Anisakidae
Source: the annotation of a GenBank genome assembly
AUGCUUCGUAGAGGAGUGUCGUUGCUGAUCGGUGGCCAAGCGAAACGAAGCGUUGGUGCUCGUUGUGUGGGUGACGAGAUGGCGGUUAGAUACGAAAGUGCUGCUGCGAAGCCUCAACGCAGUCAGUAUGUACCACGACGUGCUGUUCUCUACGUGCCUGGAAGUAGUGAAAAAAUGUUGAAGAAAGUACCACAGAUUGAGGUGGAUUGCUUGGUACUCGAGAUGGAGGAUGGUGUAGCGAUGAGUGCCAAGGAAGAGGCACGCCUGAAUAUCCGUAAAUAUCUGGAUGAACUGCCCGCGAAGGGAACGCAUAAAUGCUUAGAAUUAGGUGUGAGAGUGAAUUCGGUGGCUAGUCAACUCAUUUACGAGGAUGUUAAAGAGGUGGCAAAAUCAGAGAAUAUGCCCGAGGCGUUCAUGAUACCGAAAGUGGACUCGAUUGAAGACCUGGCUGCGGUGUUUGAAGCAUUCAGAUCGGCAUAUGGCGAGAAACGGAUCUCGGAAUCGAAUACACGAUUAGUGAUCUGGAUCGAAAGUGCUCGUGCGCUGUUGGAUAUGCCGCGUAUUUUGAACGCGGCUGUGAACUUAAACAAGUCAACGGGAUUCUUUAAAGUUGACGGCGUCGUUUUUGGAUCGGAUGAUUUUUGUGCGGAUAUUGGUGCAACUCGGACUAAGGACGGUCGAGAGAAUAUUUAUGCACGACAGAGAUUUGUGACAUGCUGUAAAGCAUUCGGACUCCAAGCGAUCGAUUCGGUUUAUAUCGAUAUCAAAGAUCAACAAGGAUUGAAAGCACAAUGUGAAGAAGGUCGUUUAUGGGGAUUUGAUGGUAAACAGGUGAUUCAUCCAUCACAGAUCGACGUUGUUCAGAGUGCCUUCUUACCAUCAGUUGAACGAGUGGAGUGGGCUCGUGAACUGAUGAAAGAGUUCGUGGAGCAUGAGAAGAAAGGGAAGGGCGCAUUCAACUUCAGAGGGCAUAUGAUCGACAAACCUCUGCUGCUGCAAGCAAUGAACGUCGUCAAAAUGCUCGACAGGGUUAAUAAAGGACGUCAGCCGUGA